GCUGAGAGAGGGCUCAUCGGCUGUUUCAGGGAGGAUAACGUGGUGGUUUUAGAGGUUGAAGAGAUGAAUUCACAUCAACAUCAGCAACAUCAGCAGCAUCAGCAGCACCAGCAUCAGCACCAGCACCAGCACCAGCAGCACCAAACGUUCGAGCAGUUCAUCUCUGCUCAGUCAAAGUCCCAGAGAUCACAAGAUCAACAGCGGUCUCUAAACUUGAAAUACAGAUCACACCUCCAGCCAUUGAAUGCGUCGCAGAUGAAUAACAGCAGCUCUGGUAGGAUCGCUGGUGGGAACGCUCCACAGCAGCAGAAGCUGAGCGAGGCCCAGGUGGCGAGGGCCAGCAUCUCUCAGAGGAAGUCAUUGCUGAUGGAGGAAGAGUACGAGUUCUGUCCAACGUCACCAUCCACAGUACAAGGUGGUUUUGGCGGCGGCUCUGCUGGCUUCUACGGUAAGCGCCCAAACGCUGCUAACGGCGCCAGCUUGGGUAACGGGCUCCUCGCCAUGUUGAACGGUGGCCCCGUCCGCCCAAUGUCCCCAUAUUCCACUCCUGUGAAGAUGAACAGGAUGUCACAACAAUCGCUGUCCCAUCAGCACCAACAAUCGCCAUCAGGGUACCUAUCACCAAGGGUCAUUGGCUCUCCAAGCCAGACCCCGGUUUAUCACAAGUCUCCGCAGGGGAUCAUCAGAAGAGUGGAAAACACCGGUAAUUAUAACUCCAACCCUAACUACUACCAUUCAGCUUGGUAAAUUUGAGCAUUGUUACAUUUGGUUUAUUGCAUUUCUAUUGGUUCGCUUCUUUGUUUCGGUCCUGUUUUCUUUCUUUACGUCCAUUUCUCCCUUUUGGCAAUCGUCGCCUUUCUAUUAUCAACAUCAUGACAGCAUAUUAUACAAUUGAGAGGACAAGGAAACAUUAAAGGGCAUGCUUCUAUUUUUUAUUACUAAGUAUAUCAUCAUCAUCGUCGUUAUAUGUUCAAUAAUUUAAUGGUACACGGGGUGCACAGUGUAUCAAUGAGUCCACUUAUAUAGAAAAACUAUCUCCAUCCACGUUGUUUUGCAUGAGUUUUGCUUUGUUUCAACAUGGAACGAUCGUUCCAUGUAUAUUAUUUCACAUCUAUCAUAACCAGCUACUACACAUGGUCUCCCAUUCUAUACAAAUCUGUAUACGAUUACAGAUCAGCACCAUAGAUCAUGUUAGUUGUAAUAAUCAUAAUAUAUAUUUCAUAAAAGACGUGCACGAGCG
Molecule: messenger RNA, 1240 nt
Organism: Williopsis jadinii
Lineage: Eukaryota; Fungi; Ascomycota; Saccharomycetes; Phaffomycetales; Wickerhamomycetaceae
Exons: 1
Coding region: 64-747 (227 amino acids)
Source: RefSeq, a predicted model, not a curated record